UUCAAAGAGGAAACAUGGCGCUCCCCUCCAGCUGUCGUCUCUUCGUAGCACAAGGACUCUGUAUGAGACGGAUGUUAAGCCAGGGACCGAGGACGGUCUGCAUACCAGGUUUAUUUGAUUGUAAAACGCAUAAGCUACACGAGCAGUUAUCGGUUAUAUCGCCUCUGCGUGAAUUUAGGCGACGAAGGUCAUUUAAUUUCCAUAUAAAUGCGCCAUAUGUUAAUGAGGAAGGUGGGAGUGAGCACACCGGCUUCCUGUUUACAGUGUGGAGUGCAGUGGCGUUCUCGCUGUUCGGCAGUAAAGAUGAAAGAACGGAGGCGCAGAAGAUGGAGGAUGAGAUUAUUCUCCUGUUAAAGAAAGCGAAGUACAGCAUGAUGCUCGGGGAGCUGGACGCAGCGAACGGCUUCUUGCAUAAAGCGAUUCGACUGGCUCAUCAGAGUCACAACGACGACGCCAUCAUCUACACCUACAGCCUGAUGGCCAACUUGGCUUUUGUUCAAGGUGAGCUGGACAAUGCUGAGAAACUGUUCAAAGCCGCCAUGAGUUUCAUGCUGUCUGGAGGAACAGCACAGGAUGACAACGCAGUCAUUGAAAUGUCCCUGAAGUUGGCCAGCAUCUAUGCCACUCAACACAAGAAUGAGCUGGCAGAGCACGGCUUCCACUUCUGCACUGAGUCACUGGAGGCCAAGAUCGAGAAGCAGAAGGACCUUCCACCAGAUGCUAUAUCGGAAGAGGAAAGGAAGGACACGCGGCUGCUGCUUGGCCUCAGUCUGGAUGCCCGGGCUCGGUACCUGGCGUCCUCUCGACGCCUGACGGGAGCGUGCAGGGAUUACCGCAACGCUCUGCAGAUCUGCCAGGAGGAGCAAGGAGAAGCCCAUCCUCAGACGCUGGUCUUGAUGAGUGACUUGGCGACAGUGUUGGACCUCCAGGGGAAGCACGAUGAGGCGCUUGCUCACGUAAAGAAGGCUGUAGAACUGGGACAGACGGCCGGUCACCCCGACCAACACGUGCUGCUGGGAAACAUGGCAGGCAUUUUAAUGCACAAAGGUGAGUUUGAGGAGUCUGUUAAGCUGUACAAGGAGGCCCUGGCCCUGGCGCAGGCGGCUGGAGACGCCGAGGCCGUCGAGCAGUUUACGGAGGGACUGAAGGAGCUGAGCAGGAGGAGAGAAGAGAAACCGAGUACGAACGAGAAGCCAUCAGCCGAGCAGUGACUCCACACCAAACACUCCUCCUCUGGAAGUAUGACCUCCUUAAAUGGACGAAGCGCUUACCGCGUGCGUGAUCCUUCAUCAUCCUCCACUGGAUUCUUAUUCGUGAUUUGUAGUCUCAGCUCCGCGGUGUUAAUUUAAGAACGAAAAGACGUGCGUCCGUGUUUGUUUACACUUCCUCUGGAAAAUCCAAAACGGGAAAGACGGUGACUCAGGAAGUGCUGACGGAGAGAAUGUGAUAACGGGUCACAUCUGGAGAACGCAUCACACUACUAACGCCUCUCUCGAUUCGAUUUUCCCCGAGUUUGACGUGAUUAAACGGCGUACGAUACGACGUGUAUGUUUUUGUGUUUCCGUUUAAAACAUCUAAUCCCCUGCAGUAUUUUAGCGAGUAUGCUGUACAGACUGAAGAACCGCCUUGUAAUUGGAAAUCGACCGACAUUACGGACGUUAAAAUCUGUUCCGACUUUGUGGCUGUUAUGCAACAGUUAACUAUCGGUUUCUCCUUUUACUCUUUAACCGCAGUUUAGUUGCGCUCGUCACACGUUUUAUAAAACAUUCAAGCUCAAACCCACGUCUGGCUGAUGGGCUUCCUGCGACCUGAUUAACCGUCGCAGAGUUGGAGUGACGAAGUUCAUUUAAAAAGAAUUCAACUCGCGGCCGCAGAAUUCCUUCCGGAUAUCCAGUCGUUAUUAUCGACGCGUGAAGAAAAUCUAAAUAAACCGUUUAAAGGAAAUCUCCACCCUGAAACACGCGUGAAAUAAUUUCCUAUUGAAAUGUUUGACGCGUGUAGUGAUUCUGCCUAUUUUUUUUUCUCGUGGCCGUUGCUGUAUAUUUGUUAUUCCUGUGAGCCGGUCUGACCUCACAGGUGGUCAGAAAGGCGAAACCAUUUCAGAUUUAGCUUCUAAAAAUGAACGUGCAAGAGAUUCUUGAGGAUGUUCAGUGUCAUAUUAAUCAGAAUUCCAGUGCAGGAUUAGUUGAGAUUUCAGACACAAGAUGGUUUAAAAUGCCUUGCGGAUAUACAGCACGGUCGUUACAGCAGAGACUCGGCUACUUGGCGAUGUACGAGAUGAUGAUAACGAGUCUUUAUUUAUCACGUAUACAUUAGAGCGCGGUGAAAUUCUUUUCAUGUUAGGAAGUUGAGGUCGGAGCGCAGGGUCAGCCGUGAUACAGCGCCCCCUGGAGCAGAGAGGGUUAAGGGCCUUGCUCAAGGGCCCAACAGUGGCAGCUUGGCAGUACUGGGGUUUGACCUUCUGAUCAGAGCUUUAAGCGCCGAGCCACCACUGCUCCCGACGAGCACGGAGGUAUUUCUAUGAAAUUUGCAGCUUUGGACGCUGAUCUGUUUGAGCCGACAGACUAAAAGACAGACUAAAAGGACUAAAGCGCUGCUGCAUCAGUCUUUAGGAUGAGAGUCAAACAGCAGUUGUGAGUAAUGUAGACUUGAAUGAAAACAGACGAACGUGUCUGCGAACGCCACGGGAGAUUCAUAUGCGAGUCAGAGUGGAUUUUUCCUUCAAUGUCCUGCUUCAGCACCGAAAGACUGGAGAGGACAAAUCGUGUAAAUACAAUUCAUUUCUCUUUAAGUAGCAAGGAAAAAGGUGGUGGUGUUUUUUUUAUUUUUUUAUUAUUUUUUUUGGGAUAAAUCAUCAUGGAACUUUGGGCUCUGCCUCCACAUAAAGAGUUAAAAAUCCAUAGUCUCGGGUUAACUGUUAGCUCCGUUCUACGUCAUUGCCGGCACCAUUUGGAGAGGUCGUGACCUUUCACUAAUUGCCGUGCAGCACAUUUUCAAUACUCGGGCGUUUCUCAGAGAACAAGAAUCCGAACAGAGCACGUUAAGUGUUAGGAAAGAGAAGUGCGGAGACCAUUUUCUAGUUCACUGGUUCUCACUGUGGGGUGACGAGUCAUCCAGGGGUCGGUGAGGCGUAGCCAAGGAGUCCGAGGUUUUAAAAUACACGGUGUGUACGCUUGCGUGUAUGCAAAAUAACAAUUAUGACGUUAUUAUAUCUUUUUUUUUUAAUCUUAAACCUGUUAAUGAGAUGUUGUAGUUAUCAGCCUGUUCAAUUGGUCACUUAAAUUGAAUGGAUUUAAAUCAAACCUCCAAUCCAAACAAAUAAUUUCUUAACGUUUAUGUUAACGAUAAAUAAUAAUAAUAAGUUGAACAGAACAUGUUCUGUUGGCGGAAAUAGCCAAAAUAUGAUUCUCGACACGUGUAAAUGAGCCGAAUAAACGUAUAGUCGUGUUCUAGAUUUUAAAUGAAAUCUUGACCUCCGGAUAAAGAGGUCCCUGGCUGCAAAACAUUUUGAGAACUCCUGCGAGAAGGCCGAUACAUUCGUGACGUCGAGCCGGAAUGAAUGCGGUCUUUCUAAUCAUGGUUUUUUUUUUUUUUUUUUUUUUUCAGAUCCCUGUGAACCACUUCUUUUUUUUGGUCCCAUGUACAGGAUCUAGUAUUUGAAGCCUAUAGACAGUGUACAAUAGAUCAAUUUAAUUCUGUGAUGUGGGCGCUUGAUCCUUCCUCAUUCGCCUGAGAAACGUGCUGUGACGCGUUUGCAUCCAGAUACACGCUAUAAGCCUCUCUUUAUGAGAUCCUUAAUCAGGGCUUGAGCCCCGUUGAUCUGCAGCACAGGUUCCCAUCACCCUCUUUACCUCACGAGGACGCAAGACCACACUGAGCACAUCAAGUGCCAAACGAAGUCCUGCGUCUCACCUUUCUCAGCGUAUCGUAUUAACGUCUGCAGAACAAUAAUAACGGGCUCUUUUGUUUACCCGAGUGACUUUUGAAUCGAGUCGUUUCAAUUCCCCCUAUUCGAAUCCGUCGACUUUAGGCUGUCGUCUGGGUUUAACACGGAAAUAACUCCCAUGACUAUGUUCCUUUCUCGAGCAGACAUUCAAGAUGGGUGUAAUUACUAGCUAAACUGCUGCGUGGAAGCAAGGAAAUGAAGAUUCAUAGGAGCCAUGCCAAAACCUUCGUUAAUUCUCUCCUCCGCUGUGGUUUUGUAAUAGUUCGGCGAUCUCACGCUCUUCAUUCCACAAAGCCCCGACUUUGUAGAUCUCCAAGAAUGCACACACUCCCAGCCCUUUUCUACUCUCGGAACGUAUCGUGCAAGUCCUUACAGAAACGCCAGCGGGAAUCGCUUUGUACCUCGUUAGACCUUUUUGUUUAAUUUUCAACAUGUGAAGACUGGAGUUUGCACCCUGACCGCUUGUAACAUUUUAGCCAUGUUCUGGUGAAAUUCCUAGAUCCCAGAUGAAAUCAUUUUCAAGGAGUCUCGAAGGAGGGUAAUAGCGUGUCUGACGAGGUCCACAUACUAGCCGUAUUGAUUUUUAGGGAUGCCGUGUACAGAAGCGCAUCAAUUACGAAUGAUACGUAGUGCCAGUUUUUCUUCAGCUUAGUUGUACCAGGCGUACGCUAAUAUUUAAAUUCCUUUUCCCGGGCACGUCCGCAUGCACGCGACUAAUGGCCCCGACGCUCUCUAACAUUUAAGCCCAAGCUCCUUUCCAUUUAUUGAAUUCUUGCACCAUGACGAUAAAGAUAAUAGCUGUAUGUGCUGUCCGUAAGUAUUCACCCCGGAACUAAAAUGGAACUCCCAACGGGCUUAAUUAAACAACAUAGAACCUUUUUUUUGUUUCAGACCACUCCAUUUUUAGGCGAGCAAAAGUAUAGGAACAGAAGUCUUGAAGUAAAUUAAAGUAACGAACACUUAAUAUUUGCAUUAAGCCCGUGACUCACUGACCUCAACUAAUUGUUGAUGUCUUCUUUUUUGUGACGCUUUAACUUUCGGCCUCUUUCGGUUGUUGUUGUUUGUUUCGGGGGCGUUUCUCCCGUCAGUCUGCAUAUAAAUACCAGGAAAUAAAAGCUGGAAAUUCUAAA
This is a messenger RNA of Ictalurus punctatus (channel catfish), 5076 nucleotides long. RefSeq names its product tetratricopeptide repeat domain 19 (gene ttc19). Gene Ontology annotation, molecular function: protein binding. Gene Ontology annotation, biological process: mitochondrial respiratory chain complex III assembly. The coding region runs from base 15 to 1211 and encodes 398 amino acids. Gene Ontology annotation, cellular component: mitochondrial inner membrane. The record is from RefSeq and is a predicted model, not a curated record. NCBI's taxonomy places the organism in Eukaryota, Metazoa, Chordata, Actinopteri, Siluriformes, Ictaluridae. The transcript has 10 exons.